This is a messenger RNA of Antechinus flavipes (yellow-footed antechinus), 1652 nucleotides long. Its product is annotated as fizzy-related protein homolog. Lineage: Eukaryota; Metazoa; Chordata; Mammalia; Dasyuromorphia; Dasyuridae. The record is from RefSeq and is a predicted model, not a curated record. The transcript has a single exon. Gene Ontology annotation, cellular component: anaphase-promoting complex. Gene Ontology annotation, molecular function: protein binding; ubiquitin ligase activator activity; anaphase-promoting complex binding. Bases 89 to 1492 code for a protein of 467 amino acids. Gene Ontology annotation, biological process: positive regulation of anaphase-promoting complex-dependent catabolic process; anaphase-promoting complex-dependent catabolic process; positive regulation of ubiquitin protein ligase activity.
ACAACAGCUGUGUCCUGAUCUGAUUCAGGGUAAGAACUCAGGAAGAGCUUGAGGAGAUUCCAGGAGAGUGAUCUGAGGUGGAGCUAAUAUGAAUUGGAGUUUGGCUCUUCCCAAUUCUCCACUAUCCUGUUCUAACAAACAUGGAGACCGAUUCAUUCCUUCUAGAGCUGGAGCCAACUGGAACUUAAACUUCCAUAGACUAUAUGAAUCUGAGGAUUCAACCAAGCAGAAAGAGAGCACAAAAGAUGCCUCCUCAUCCACUGGCAAAGUUAAUCCAGUCUAUUCUGCCUUGUUGAAGAAUGAGCUACUAGAAGCUGCAAUUGAGAAUAUACGGGAUCCCAAGAUAGAGGACCAAAUGCAACAACCUUGUCCAUCACCCAAAAAGAAUCUUUUUACAUAUGCUCCUGUUACUAAGCGCUGGAGACCUGAUAUCAACGAUGAAGCCUUUCCUUAUGUCUUAUCUCCCAUCAGCAACAAAAGCAAGACAUUGCUAACUUCUCAACAAAAACAGAUCAGAAAAGUCCCUCAAAGCCCUUUUAAAAUUCUUGAGGCCCCUGAUCUCCAAAAUGACUUCUACUUGAAUCUACUAGACUGGUCUUCCCUAAAUAUUGUCACUGUGGGCCUGGGCACUUGUGCUUACCUUUGGAGUGCUUCUACCUCUCAGGUGGCCAGACUGUGUGACUUGUCUAUGGAAGGAGAUUAUGUAACCUCUGUGGCCUGGUCUGAGCAAGGGAACUUGGUAGCGGUUGGCACAGAUAAAGGCUUUGUACAAAUUUGGGAUGUAGCUACAGGAAAGAUACUGUGCACAGUGGAGGGUCAUACAGCUAGAGUCAGUGUGCUUGCUUGGAAUGCAGACCAGAUAUCUUCUGGAAGCAAAGACAAAAUGAUCCUCCAGAGAGACAUUAGGGCAUCUCCUUUGCAGUCUGAGCGCUGGCUGCAAGGUCACAGGCAUGAGGUGUGUGGGCUAAAGUGGUCCACAGAUAACCAGCACCUGGCCUCAGGUGGAAGUGACAAUACAGUUAUGAUCUGGAACCUCUGUAGUUUAAGGCCGGUCCUUAAAUAUACCAAACAUGUAGCUGCUGUGAAAGCUAUUGCAUGGUCUCCCCACCAGCAUGGUCUGUUAGCAUCAGGUGGUGGGAUAGCAGAUCGCUCUAUCCACUUCUGGAAUACACUAACAGGGCAACCUCUCCAUCAUAUCGAUACCAGUUCCCAAGUGUGCAACCUCGCCUGGUCCAAAAAUAACAAUGAGCUGGUCAGCACCCAUGGAUAUACUGAAAACCAGAUCUCCAUCUGGAAAUACCCCUCCUUGACACAAGUAGCUGAACUCACGGGACACACCAACCGAGUUUUGUAUAUGGCAAUGUCUCCUGAUGGAAAGGUUAUAGUUACAGGGUCUGCAGAUGAGACCCUGAGAUUUUGGAAUGUUUUUCACAAAGCCUGUUCAGCAAAGGAAUCUAGAUCUGUCCUCAGUCUCUUCACUAAAAUCCGAUAACUCUUUAACACCACAUCCAGAAAGAAGCACACUACUGGAAACACUAGUAACUGAUCAUCAUGAACUGAAUCCUAAUGAUCAACUGGAAUGGAAAAGAGGUGGGGUGGGCAGGUGGACCAGGAGAAAGUUUUGAGAUUGCUAUUAAAUUUCUGUUUAUGAA